Molecule: messenger RNA, 1439 nt
Organism: Alnus glutinosa
Lineage: Eukaryota; Viridiplantae; Streptophyta; Magnoliopsida; Fagales; Betulaceae
Product: 15-cis-zeta-carotene isomerase, chloroplastic
Exons: 4
Coding region: 149-1285 (378 amino acids)
Biological process (GO): carotene biosynthetic process
Cellular component (GO): chloroplast
Molecular function (GO): 9,15,9'-tri-cis-zeta-carotene isomerase activity
Source: RefSeq, a predicted model, not a curated record
ACCCACUUAAUUUCCUCCAACUCCUCCACCAACAAAAACGGACAAAACCAACAAGAGGCCGGCGGCCACAAGAUCCCAAAGCCACGCCCGAAAGCAUAAAUUCCAUCCGGAUACUCUUUUCCUUUGAGGUUUUCACUCUCUGUGGAAAAUGGGUACGACGCUCGUGCUCUCGAACGCCUUCUCUCCCUUAUCUCACCGCCACCGCCACCGCCAUGGAAAUGAGCGGACCCACCUCCAUAGACGGCCAACCUCCACCCUCAAACCCUCCUUCAACGAGUGCCUCCUCAAUUCACCAUUUCCUUCCGGUUUCAGUUCCCUCCGGAAGUUUCGGCUGGCCCCCCGCACUUCCCUUGACACAGAGACCUCGUCCUCCCAUGAUGAUCAUGACAAAGACGGGCUUCUGGGGGAGGGGCUGGUGGGCGAGGAAUCCGCCGCGUUCGACUUUGGCGAGCAGAAGAUAUCUUCUUGGAUCUAUUUCUCUCUUGUUCUUGGAGUGGUUCUGGUUUUGCUUGACUUAGUUUGGAUCGAUAACUCCACGGGCCUUGGCAAGGCCUUUAUCGACGCUGUUUCGGAACUUUCCGACAGCCACGAGGUUGUGAUGUUGGCCCUCAUUCUCAUUUUUGCCAUUGUUCACAGUGGCUUGGCUAGCCUCCGAGAUGUAGGUGAGAAACUCAUUGGAGAACGAGCUUUCCGUGUUCUGUUUGCAGGGACAUCUCUGCCUUUGGCUGUUAGUACUAUUGUGUACUUCAUCAACCACAGAUAUGAUGGACUACAGUUAUGGCAGCUCCAGAGUGUUCCUGGGUUACACCAACUCGUGUGGCUAUCUUCUUUCAUCUCCUUCCUUUUCCUUUAUCCUUCAACCUUUAAUCUGUUAGAGGUAGCCGCAGUUGACAAGCCCAAAAUGCAUCUUUGGGAAACUGGGAUCAUAAGAAUCACCAGGCACCCGCAGAUGGUUGGGCAGGUAAUCUGGUGCCUGGCUCACACUAUUUGGAUUGGGAACUCCGUGGCGGUGGCAGCCUCCCUUGGAUUAAUUGGACACCAUCUAUUUGGUGUUUGGAAUGGAGAUAGGCGGCUAGCUGUGCGAUAUGGUGAGGCUUUCGAAGAUGUGAAAAGGCGUACAAGCGUUAUUCCCUUUGCUGCAAUUCUUGACGGCCGUCAGAAGUUGCCAAAAGAAUACUACAAGGAAUUUAUUCGACUACCAUAUUUAUCAAUCACAGCAUUGACGUUAGGUGCAUACUUUGCACACCCGCUAAUGCGUGCUGCCAGUUUUCGGCUUCAUUGGUAGGGUACAUAGACAUCUUUGUAUUGGUGGAUUAGACACAUGAUUCUGAAUUGUAUAUAAUCGAUGUGCAAUAAGGCAUAUCAUCUGGGUUCAAUUUUGGUUAAAUGCAACAAAAAUCUUUAUGGAGUGGUUAGAAGUGAGGCAAGCUAUUCAGAAA